CUUCGUUGGCUAAGCCCCCGUCGGGGACGCUCUUAGGCGACUGACGGGCGCUGCAGCCUAUGAGGCCGCGCGUGCGUCGCUCGCCUUGCUUUGUUGGCUGUUCUUUUUCCCGGCGGCCUCCGCUGCCGCGCAUGCGCGCCAGGGGCUUGCAGCGUUGGACGCUGUCGGAGCGGUGUUCGUUGGCGGCGAUGGAGACGGCGGGGGAGCCGUUGAAGCCGGCGGGAUCUCCUUCUCCGAGCGCUUGAGUCGGUGUCUCACCGGGCAGCCAUGGGGCUGAGCUCCAGCUCCGAGGUUCCCGACGGGGGCUCCGAGGGCUAUCAUGUGCACGGGAUUCAGGAAAAUUCCCCUGCUCAGCAGGCUGGAUUGGAGCCAUUCUUUGAUUUCAUACUUACCAUAGGACACACCAGACUGAACAAAGAAGGCGACACCCUGAAAGAUCUACUAAAAGCCAACGUUGAGAAAGCUGUGAAACUGGAAGUCUACAACAUAAAAACGAUGAAAGUGCGCGAAGUGGAGGUCAUCCCCAGCAAUAUGUGGGGAGGGCAGGGACUGCUAGGGGCUAGUGUGCGAUUCUGCAGUUUCCAAGGCGCCAAUGAACAUGUCUGGCACGUGCUGGAUGUGGAGCCAGCUUCUCCGGCAGCCUUAGCUGGCCUGAAGCCCCAUUCUGACUAUAUAAUUGGAUCGGAUCAGAUACUCCAUGAGUCUGAGGAUUUCUUCUCCUUGAUUGAUUCCCAUGAGGGAAAGCCUCUGAAGCUAGUGGUCUAUAACACGGAAACGGAUUCCUGCCGAGAGGUUUUUGUGACCCCCAACGGAGCCUGGGGUGGAGAAGGAAGCUUAGGAUGUGGCAUUGGAUAUGGCUACCUGCACCGAAUUCCCACACAGGCUGCUACCCCAAAGAGAGCAGCUGAGACCUCUUUGUCUUCGCCCUCUGGAGACGCACCCCCCGAAUCCCCAGCUAAUGGCUACAUGGAGGCUUCCUUGAUGGCACCUAGCCCCAGAACUGAAGAAACCGAGAGUUUGGGUUACAUCUCCAAUCAAAGUGCAAUUGCCUAUUCAUUCGAAAAUUCCCUGCACCUUCCUGCUCCUACUCCUCCUCCUCCUGUCCAGAGAGUCAUGGAUCCAGAUUUUAUAGAUAUGUCCGGAGCUCCUUUUCCUGAAUUAAUUGAUUUAGUAAAAACAGCCCACGUGCCUUCCUCUCCUUCUUUCACCUUAUCAGAUGUUCUGGAAGCUUCUGGAAGCUUAUCCACAUAUAGUGAAACUCCUUCAUAUUUUGACCAGGCCUCUCUUCCGUUCUCAGAAGAAUCGGUAUCUCUUCAAGCAGAUGAGAGCUGCCAUCCCGAAUUCCUCGAGGGAAGGCCUUCCGUGUCCCCUCCGCCAGCCUUUCCUAUGGACGUGACUCCAGAAGCGCCAUCUGGACUGGAUGCUGACGCUCAGGAAACUGUUGGACACCUCAGUGGGGUUGAGAUCCCCAUACAACCCAAAAGAGACAGUGGUGACAAAAGUGCCCAGGAAUUGAUUGAUGAAACCAAAGAGGCCUAAGCUUUUCAGAGGACCUAUUUCACCUUUGGGCUUUGAAGCUAUUGGCACUGGAAAGCCCUGGUUUUAUGGGCUGCGAAAACAUUUGAUUGGUUUCUGAAUCGCAGUAAAGCUCAGCUUCCUUCAGUUACACUAUUGACUCUGGGGCCUGUAUACCCAUGUUAGUUCUGCUUAGUGGUUAACACUAAUGAUAGGGAGUUCACAAACUGAAUUCUUCCUCCUCCUUUUUCUUUUAAAAAAAGAGCUUCUUGUCUCUAGCGGCUCAUACAUUUUAAAAAAGAAAGGGGGCAGGUAGGAAUUUACUGGGGGGUUUGAGACUGUUUUUUGAGGUAACUUAAGCCUCUUUGGCUUAGUGUACCUGUUUUGCUCUAUAUUUGCUUCCCAAAUCUCCUCACCACUUCCUCCCCGCCCCAAUUUUGGGAGUUGAAGUCCACAUGUCGUAAAGUUGCUCUAGUUGCCCACUCCUUCCUUACGGUAAAGCUUUUAGCCAAUUGCAGCUGAUAAGAAAUGCAGGAAAACUUAUAGUAGAUGUGGGCUUCAACUCCCAGAAUUCCUGACCCAGCUGGCUCAGGAAUUCUGGGAGUUCCACAUGUUGUAUGAUUGCCAUAGUUGCUCAUCCCUGCCUUAAGGUUAGGCUUUUAAGGUGUGUGUGGUUUUUUUUUUGCAAAUUUAAUUGUUUGUUACCUCUGUGCCCUAUCCCUUUGACUUGAGAUUAUUUUAUUUGAAAAGUUAACUUAGAAUUUCAAUAGGAAAAAUACCAUGAACUUUUACUCUAAAAUCCCAUCUCCCCCUAUAAGAAAAAUCAACCUGUUUGAUCUUCCUUUGAUCCAUUUGAGCUUCUGCCCUGCACCCAAGUCUUCCUGAAAGGCAUGAGCAGAAUUAAGACCCCAAAGAAAGUAUGUUUCUUUCUCUGACCCCAGCAGAUUCCAUGAAUGGGAUGGUUUGGGUUUCAGUAAGAGUGGUGUCCACGUGUAAAAGAACGCAAUCUCAUUAUGUAGGUACAUUGGGCUGGGAAUUUCUCCUAACCUCCGUUUUAUGUUUCACCCUAGAGAGCUAUAAUCAUUAUUUGCUGCUGCCAAAAGUUUAUUUGGAACCCCGUGAAAACUCUCUUGGAAUAGUAGCUGAAGAAUCAAAGGACACUAGCAAUGUAGGGUUUUUACUGCCAAGCUACUGUAUGUCUGGUUAGAGGUGUUAGUACAAUGGCACUAAAUCAAUAUUUAAUUUGAAGUGCAUGCUACCAAGCCAUCUUGUAAUGCAGUGGUGCCUCUUAAAAUGGAAGCAUUCUUUUCUGCUAAUGUGGAAAGUGAGCAAGAUUGCUUCCAAUAUGAAUAAUGGAGCAAAUUGGUAACACUAUAUUGAGUGUUUCUCAACCUUAGCCGCUUUAAGAAGAAUGGACUUCUAAUUCCCAGCAUUCCCUAGCCAGCAUAGACCGGCCGGAGAUUUCUUGGAGUUGGAAGUCCCUGCAUCUUAAAAGUGGUCAAGGUUGAGAAUCAUUGACCUACAUGCAGGAAUGGGCUUUCAAGGAUCAUUUUCUGAUGCUUGUUUCUGAAAUUUAUUUAGUUAUUUUUAAAGAUUGUGAAAGUUGCCCAUCUGUGUUCAUAAGAGAGAUUUAUUCUAACCUGAAGCCAUUUUAUUGUUGGUUUUAGAAUUUCUUUAACUUGGUACGUUGUCAGCUACUAAAGUCUUACAAUGAUUUACA
Ahaetulla prasina is the source of this 3235-nucleotide messenger RNA. It is a transcript of the gene GORASP1, whose product is annotated as golgi reassembly stacking protein 1. The transcript has 9 exons. Gene Ontology annotation, cellular component: Golgi apparatus. NCBI's taxonomy places the organism in Eukaryota, Metazoa, Chordata, Lepidosauria, Squamata, Colubridae. Gene Ontology annotation, biological process: Golgi organization. The record is from RefSeq and is a predicted model, not a curated record. Gene Ontology annotation, molecular function: protein binding. The coding region runs from base 268 to 1539 and encodes 423 amino acids.